AAGCAAAGAUUGUAAUUUGUCUCAUUAUGAAAUAAUGACAUAAUUAUCUUUUUCAACCUUUAUGAAAUAAUGCGGUACUUCAAGACUAUGGAAAAACGAUGUUUCAUUUUGCGCACUUUAUGUCAAGUCACAUUAACUAAACAGAUUUAAUAAUCAUCCGCAACAUCUACAUUAUCAUUUGUUGGCAGUAACAAGCUAUUACCAUGUUACGUCAUUUUACACGAUGAGAUUCAUCAGAGAGUCUAUAAAUAGUAGUACUCUACCACCAACAACGUACGUUCAAUUCAUUCAGCGACCAAUCUGUUCAUUCGUAUCACACAACAUGGACGUAUUACAAACACGUCCUGCGAUAUUAUCGUUAAUAAAAACCGUCUCCCAGGAACACGGAAUCAACAACCAUGUGAUCACAGACGUAAAAACAAAUCAAAAAGGUGAAGGAUAUCUCGGAGAAAUUUUUAUGGUUACGGUGAAGGAUACAACUGGUGAUAAGAAACAACUAGAGAUGGUAAUAAAAGCAGCUUUCAUUGACGAAAAAGUUAGGGAAAUGGCGCCAAUUAGAUUGUCUUUCGAAAACGAAAUCUACUUUUACACUUCCGUACAUCCUAUAUAUGAAAAGUUGGACCAGGAGAAAGCAGUGUCUCCCAAGGUUUUGUACGUACCAAAGUGUAUAAAAGUUUCGGUGAAAGAUCAAGAGGAAAUGUUAGCCUUGGAAAAUUUGAGGGUUUCUGGAUUUGAAAUUUUCGACAAGAAGCUGGUUCUGGAUGAUGAACACGUAAAAUUGAUUUUUAAAACUUAUGGGAGAUACCAUGGUUAUUCUUUUGCUUUACGGGACCAAAAACCUGAAGAGUAUGCCAGAAUAACUAAAGGAUUCUAUAACAUUUACGACGAGUUUAUGAAAAAUGAUUACUUCGGGAAUCAUUUAAAGGACGUAAAUAAGUUAGUACAAGCGACUUUGGUACCUGGAGAGGACGACAAAGUCAUCCAAAAAUAUGGAAAAUAUACCGACGAUAAUGUUGUUAAAAUUUUUGGUGACAUAACACGACAAGAUUUUGACUAUUCUGCAAUUCUGCAUGGAGAUUGUUGGAGCAAUAACAUGAUGUUCAAAUAUGAUGACACGGCUAAUGGGAGGAAACCUGUGGACAUGCGCCUGCUCGAUUUUCAGUUAAUUAAAGUUGGAAGUCCUGUAUGUGAUUUAUCUUACUGUUUGUAUUCCGGUGCAUCGAAGAAGGUUUUCGACAAUUUGAAUGAAUAUCUUCAGAUUUACCACGACAGUUUGUCGUCCUUCGUGAGAGAAUUGGGGAGUGACCCUGAGCGACUUUUUCCAUUUUCAGUCCUUAAGGAGCAUUGGAGAAAGUAUGCAAGAUGGGGAAUGAUCAUGAGUUUUGCUAUUUUGAAGAUGAAGUUGAUUAACAAAGAAGAUCUCGUUGAUUUGACGGAUGGAUACGAUAUGGAUGAACUUGUUGAUGUUUUUGCUAACGUGAAGUUUAACGAGGAGGAUUAUAAUAAGAGGAUUAGGGGGCUUUUGUGGCAUAUGUAUGAAGUCGAAGCCUUGUAAUAACGGUUGUAUCGUUAGUGGUUUUAAUUGAAUUUAAAUUAUUUUUGUUGUUAUUUUGUAUUCACGUGUCAGGUUAUUUUUAUCCUUAUGAAUACACUAGAGCUGUGAUUGUAGGAAAUUUUUUGAUAAAAUUGGAGGUUUGCUUUAGAUAAGUUCAUGGUAAAUAAUUAUAUGUGUAUACGUACGUUUUUAAGCGUAAACUUAGUGGAACUCUACUUUUAGCUAGAGUAAAUUUAAAAUGUACAAAUAAACAAAUCCACGUUAUUUGAAAAAGAAACAUUUAUUCAUGGAAAAUUCCUUUCCUCAUUAUUAUUUACAAAUCUAAUUAGUUUUC
Messenger RNA from Zophobas morio, 1889 nucleotides. RefSeq lists its product as uncharacterized. The coding region runs from base 224 to 1555 and encodes 443 amino acids. The record is from RefSeq and is a predicted model, not a curated record. Lineage: Eukaryota; Metazoa; Arthropoda; Insecta; Coleoptera; Tenebrionidae. The transcript has 2 exons.